GUCAGUGCGACUGCUGUCUCGCCACAGACAACCCUGCUAGACGAGGAAGGGCUGUGUUGCUAGAGGUGGCGCGUGCCCUGUUGCAAGGGUAGCGCUUCGUUGGACGCAGCCAUGGUUUUUGAAUCUCUGGUUAGUGAUCUGCUAAACAGAUUUAUCGGAGAUUAUGUCGAAAACCUGGACAAGUCGCAGCUAAAGAUUGGCAUUUGGGGAGGAAAUGUUGUACUUGAAAAUCUGAAAGUGAAGGAGAAUGCUUUGAGCGAGCUCAACGUUCCUUUCAAAGUCAAGGCAGGCCAAGUUGGAAAGCUGACAUUGAAGAUCCCUUGGAAGAACCUCUACAAUGACUCUGUAGUUGCUACAUUGGAUGGUCUUUAUCUCCUUGUGGUCCCUGGAGCUACGAUCAAAUAUGAUGCUGCUAAGGAGGAGCGCUACACGCAGGAGGCAAAGCAGAAGGAGCUGCAGCGCAUCGAGGAGGCACUUCAAAUGGCUGCACGAAGAGAAAAGCCCCAAGAUGAGAAAAAGGACACAUUUGCAGAGAAGCUUGGAACUCAGGUCAUCAAGAACCUCGAGGUCAAGAUCACCAGUAUCCACAUCCGAUACGAGGAUGAUCUGUCAGACCCCCAACGCCCCAUCUCCAUGGGAGUUACCUUAGCAGAGCUGAGUUUACAGACGGCUGAUGAAAACUGGAGGACAUGUAUUCUGAAUGAGGCAGCCAAGAUCAUUUACAAGCUGGGUCGUCUAGAAUGCCUGUGUGCCUAUUGGAAUGUCAACAGCCCCAUCUUCUACAGAGGAUCCUGGGAAGAUAUUGUGGCCAAGCUCAAAGGUGGCAUCAGCAACAAGGACCAGGAGCUCAAGGACUACCAGUACAUUUUCAAACCCAUCUUUGCAUCAGCUAAGAUGUGCAUCAACCCAAAUGCUGAGCUCGAGCUGAAGUCUCCCAAAGCGAUCCUACAUCUGGAAGUGCAGAAUAUAGCGAUAGAGAUGACCAAACCUCAGUAUCUGACCAUGGUGGACCUCCUGGAGUCCCUUGACUGCAUGGUGAAGAACGGGCCAUACCGGAAGUUCAGGCCUGAAGUACCUGUCCACAAAAAUUCUGUCUGUUGGUGGAAAUACAGUGUUAACAGCAUUCUUGAGGUCCACAUCAGACGCUUUAACAAGAUGUGGUGCUGGUCCAGUAUCAAAAAGCACAGGGAGAACCUGAAGGCUUACAAGGGUGCCUACAAGGCCAAGCUCCUGACUCAGGGCAAAUUGAACCAGGACACCGAAAGACAGAUACAGGAUCUGGAGAAAAUCCUGGAUGUCUUCAACAUCACUUUAGCCAGGCAACAAGCACAAAUGGAGGUGAUCCGCUCAGGCCAGAAUUUGGCGGGGAAAAAGGGUGGAGUGGUUCAGAAGCAGGGGGCAGGAGGAGGCGGCUUCUUCAGCAACAUUUUUGGCAGAAAGGCCAAGAAGGAAGAGCAGGAAGAAUCCAAGGAGCCCGAGAGUUCGGGCCUUGAUGAGCUGAUCACCACAGAGGAAAAGGAUAAGCUCUACACUGCUAUUGGUUAUAGUGGUAGCUCUCACAACCUGGCCUUACCAAAGCAGUAUGUAGCGGUGAUCCUUACCUUCAAACUAUUCAGGGCUUCCAUCACAGUAAGAGAGGAGCCCAAUAUUCCAGAGAUCCUCAAGGUCCAGAUGAUCGACCUGAGCACCAAAAUAUCUCAACGACCUGGCGCCCAGGCUUUUAAGGUGGAGGCAGCAUUGGAGCACUGGUAUGUUACAGGCCUGGAGCAGCAGGGGGCAGUGCCCUCUCUCAUCGCCUCCCUGGGAGACGCCACUUCUUCUCUUCUCAGCAUCCAGUUUGAGCUGAACCCGGAGGACAGCCUGGCAGACCAGCUUCUCCGUGUCCACUCGCAACCUGUGGAGAUCAUAUAUGAUGCGCUGACAGUGAACAGUACGGUGGAGUUCUUCAAGACAGGGAAGGGAGUGGACCUGGAAAUGUUGACUUCAGCCACUCUGUCCAAACUGGAAGAGAUCAAGGAGAAAACGGCCACAGGUCUGUCUCAUAUCAUCGAGACCAGAAAAAUUCUGGACCUGAGGAUAGACCUAAAGCCUUCCUACCUGCUGAUGCCAAAGUCUGGCUUCUAUGACACCAAUUCUGAACUCAUUAUUGUAGACUUUGGUAGUUUACAGCUGAACAGUGUGGACCAGGGCAGCCACCAGCCUGCCUCGGGCAGCUUCUCCUCACUUGAGGAGAUUAUGGACCGUGCCUACGAGAAGUACUCCCUGGAGCUCCGCAGUGUCCAGCUCCUCUACAGCAAGUCAGGUGAGGCCUGGAAGAUGGCGCGGCUGCAGGGAUCAUCCAUUCAACACAUCCUUCAACCAAUGGACUUCACUCUCCAGCUGGCUAAAUGUAUGGUGGAGAAGGAUGCCAGAAUGGCCAGGUUCAAGGUGUCAGGUGAACUGCCGCUGCUGCAUAUUAAGAUAUCAGACCAGAAGAUUCAGGGGGUCUCUGAGCUGGUCAACACUAUCCCCCUUCCCAAUAUGGGCUCCACCCCUUCUACCCCCACUGACAAGGUGCUGUCCUUGGCUGAGUCCAGACCCAAAAUUCUAAAUCUUCAUCCCACGCUCCUUGGAACAAUAGAAACAGAUGUCAACAGACUGACAACAGCUACAAACAAUUCUGACGAGGAUGCCAGCGAGAGAUCCUUGGAUGAGGACCAUCAGAGAUCAGCGGUGGAGGAGCUCAUUGAUGUCCAGUUCAAGUUUGAAGUCAAAACGGUUUUGCUGGAGCUAACAAGGCAGGCUGACCAAGAGAACACGGUUCUGGCCCUCAGUGUGUCCCAACUGGGAGCAGAGGGCAAGAUGCGGAGCUACGACCUCACCGUCACCUCCUACCUCCGUAGAAUAGGACUGGACUACUGUGAGAUACAAGAUGCUAAGAACCAGCCUCUCCAUCUAAUCAGCUCUUCAGACAAGCAGGGCUCAGACCUGCUGAAGGUGGAGUUCAUCAAAGCUGACCCCAAUGGCCCCAGCUUCCAAACCAUGUUUAACAACACAGAGCAAACACUGAAGGUGGAAUUUUCCUCUCUAGACUUUGUCCUCCACACCAAAGCCUUACUCUCUACCAUCAACUAUUUGAACACUGCUAUACCACAGGAACUCACUACCUCCAGGGACAAAGAUGCAAAGAAACAGGUGGAGAAGGCUGGACAGGGCAAGACAGUAUCUAAAGGCUCUAAAGAUGGCAGUGUGUUUACCUUCAAACUGUUUGCCAUGCUGGGCUCUUUCCACGUGGAAGUUUGUGAUGAUCGCCAUAGCAUUGCUGACAUCAGAGUCCAAGGUAUUGAUGCAUCAGUGCUGGUCCAGGCUAAGGAGACUGAGGUUUUUGCCCGACUCAGAGACAUCGUUGUCACAGAUGUGGACCCUAAAACUAUUCACAGAAAGGCAGUGUCCAUCAUGGGUGAGGAAGUAUUCAGCUUUAAGAUGUCCCUGUACCAAAAUGCCACCGAGGGAGAGGGUUACUGUGACACCUCUAAGGUGGAUGGAAAGGUCACCAUGAGGCUGGGCUGUAUCCAGAUUGUCUACUUGCAUAAAUUCCUAAUGUCGCUCCUGGCUUCUUUUAGCUAUCAGUAUACAUCUCCUGAUGAGACAUUCGUGGACAACUUCCAGACCGCAAAGGAGGCCCUGAGUGCGGCUACAGCCCAGGCGGCAGAGAAGGCAGCCUUCAGCGUCAGGGACUUCGCCCAGAAGAGCUUCCGUCUCUCAAUGGACAUCAAGCUGAAGGCCCCACUUAUCAUCAUCCCCCAGUCUUCUAUCUCCCACAAUGCCUUCGUGGUGGACUUGGGUCUGAUCACCGUGGGGAACAGCUUCUCUCUGAUGACAGCCGAAGGGUUCUCCCUCCCUGCAGUUGUGGAAAAGAUGGAUGUGAAGUUGACUCAGCUGAAGCUGUCUCGAACCAACUUAAAACAAAGCUCCCCACAGCCAGACAUUGAGAUUCUCCAACCAAUCAACUUGGCGCUUCUUAUCAACCGUAAUCUGGCAGCUUCCUGGUUUACCAGUAUCCCCGGCAUGCAGGUUCAGGGAGUCCUGAAAUCAAUGAAUAUUUGUCUGGGUCAGGAAGAUUUUGGUGUGCUGAUGAAGAUCCUGGUGGAGAACAUUGGAGAGGGAAGUAAGGAACAUAUUAUGGACAUGAAGAAGCAGGUGGCUCAAGAGAAGGCAGAACUGGCUGAGGAACAGAUGGAGGUGAUACCAUUACAAGUGGGACUUGGUGGGCAGCCUUCUGUGACCAAUGGAGGUCUUAGUGAAAAUGCUCUCAAUAUUCUCCUCAACUUUGAAAUCAAAGAGAUGGUGUUGACAUUAAAGAAGCCCAGAGACCAAAAGGAGUUCCCAUUCCUGGUCCUUGAUGUGGCCCAUCUGGGAAUAGACACCAAAGUCAGGAAGUACGACAUGUGUGCCACCACCUACAUCAAGAAGAUCACCAUGACGUGUCUGGAAUUUACAGACUCCACUGGAGAACCGCUCUGUUUAAUCAACUCAUCUGUGGAGUCUGGCACUGAGCUACUUAAAGUGCAGUAUUUCAAGGCGGACAGGAAUGGCCCAAACUUUGCUAGCGUUUACAAGAACACCGAACAAAUGAUCAAUGUAACUUUCACCUCUCUUGACUUGUUGCUCCACACCGAAGCUCUUCUAUCCACGAUCAACUUUCUGUCUGCGGCAUUGUCAUCCAGCAGUUUACCCUCACCAGAGAGAGAUUCUAAACCCAAGGCAGAGGACAUCAAGGCUGUCUCAGCCAAGUCUACUACACUGGGCUCUCCAUCUGACGGUGAAGUCAUUGACCUGAAGGUGAUGAUGCAGCUUGGGGCCUUUAAUGUCCUGGUGUGUGACCAGAGAUGCAACAUGGCUGACAUUAAGAUCCAAGGUAUUAAUGGGUCAUUGUUGAUGCAAGGACCACAAACUCAUCUAUCUGCUAGGCUGCGAGAUUUCAUCGUCAUCAACAUUGAUCCUAAAAGCAUCCAUAAAAAGGCCAUCUCAAUAGUUGGUGACGAGGUGUUUAGUUUCACCAUGAGUCUGACACCAAAGGCCACAGAAGGAGCUGGAUAUGCUGACACCUCCAAAGUGGAUGGCAAGGUCAAGCUCAAUGUGGGCUGCAUCCAAGUGGUCUACCUACACAAGUUUUUUAUGUCCUUACUGAACUUUACCAACAACUUCCAGAUGGCAAAGGAGGCCCUGAGUGUAGCUACAGCUCAGGCAGCAGAGAAGGCGGCCUCCAGUGUCAGGGAUUUUGCUCAGAAGAGCUUCCGUCUCUCCAUGGACGUCAAGCUGAAGGCCCCCCUCAUAAUCAUUCCCCAGUCAUCCGUCUCCCAUAAUGCAUUGGAAGUAGACCUAGGUCUGAUCACUGUGAAAAACACCUUCUCCUUGCUGCCCGUCGAGGGAUGCCCCCUGCCAGCUGUCAUUGACAACAUGGCUAUCCAGCUAACCAAGCUUCAACUCUCCAGGAUCUCAAUGGAUGCAGUGUUGCCCCGGGCCAGUUCAGAGCUGUUGGAACCGGUCAACCUUGUUCUGAGCAUCAAAAGAAACCUGGCAGCCUCCUGGUACCAGAAGAUGGCUGCUGUAGAAAUCGAUGGUGACCUCAAACCCAUGAAGUUGACACUGAGUCAGGAAGACCUGAGGGUGCUUCUAAAGAUCCUGAUGGAGAACCUGGGAGAGGCCAGCAGCCUCCAGGCAGACAACCCUGACCCCGCUGCCUCCAGUCAGGACACCAGCCUGCAACUCAAAACCACUGGCUCUCCUCUUACAGAUGGUGUUGAGAAGCCUGUGGCACAAAUGGUUGAGGAAGAGGAGGAGCCUCAAGAAACCAUAAAGUUCAGCUUCCAUAUUGAGACUCUGGGACUAGUGCUGUACAGCAAUGACCCCAAACAGACAUCAACCCCAGGCUCACAUCAUGAGAACUUCCGCCUGGGGGAGUUUGCUCUUCACCGGAUUAAGGCCUCAGGGAAGAUGCUGGCAAAUGACACCAUGGAGGUGACGACCAUCCUCACUGCCUGCACUCUGGAUGACCUGAGGAGUGGACUGCAGAGAGUCACUUCCCGGAUGGUGGGCAAGCGAGAUGAGGAGAGUUCAGAGGCCAUGAUUGACGUAACCUAUCGUCAGAGUGCCAUGGACAGGGAGGUGGUGGCGGUGCUGCAGAAGCUCUACCUGUGCGCCAGUGUGGAGUUCCUCAUGGCCGUCGCAGACUUCUUUAUCCAGGCCCUGCCUCAGAGCCCCACCCAACCAGCAGCCACCUCACAGGCAGACAAGCUACCUCUGAAACAGAUAGCGGAACCUCGUGCCAGUGCUGACACCAAGACAGCCAUAAUGCCGAGGAGCAAGGUACGAGCAGUAGUGGUCGAUCCAGAGGUGGUGUUCGUUGCCGACCUGAUGAAAGCGGAUGCACCUGCCCUGGUGACCUCGUUUCAGUGUGACUUCAGCCUCCAGACUGGGGAGGAUGGGGCUCAGAGCAUGAAGGCUAGCCUCAGGGACCUCAAAGUCCUGGCCUGUCCCUUCAUCCGCAACAAAGAAGACAAGGCUGUAACCACUGUGUUGAGGCCAUGCUCUGUUCUCUUGGAAACCAACACCCGUUCCAACCAGCCACUGUCUGGCUCUGUGAUAGUAGAGGAAGUCAUAUUUAAGAUCUCUCCAUUCAUCAUCAACACAGUGAUGACCAUCACAGCUGCCAUGACGACCAAACCACAGAAUGAGCAGUGCCAGGAAGUCAAGCCAGACGCCAGUGACCUUUGGUCAGUUAUGAACAUCUACAACUGCAACUAUUGGUUCCUAGGGGUGGACCAGGCGACUGAAGUCACAGAGAGCUUCAGAGAUCAGGAUGGACGCAAUCAGGGAGAGAACUUUGUGGUGGAAGUCAAGGUGGUGCAGGUGGCUCUGGAGUCAGGAUUUGGACACAGAACGGUACCACUGCUUCUGGCAGAGUCGUCAUUCAAUGGCAUGGCUAAGAACUGGUCGUCUCUGCUCAACAUAAGUGCUGACAUGACCCUGGAGGUGAAUUACUUCAAUGAGAACCAUGCAGUGUGGGAGCCGCUCAUAGAGAGAGUUGACAACGGUAAACGCAGAUGGAACCUGAAACUGGAGCUGAAGAAUAACCCAGUGCAAGACAAGAGCCCUGUUCCUGGAGAUGACUUCAUAGUGCUCCCUGAACCUCGCACAGCCAUCAACAUCUGCUCCAAAGACACCAUGAACAUCACCAUUUCCCAGUGCUGCCUUAGUGUUUUCAACAACCUGGCCAAGGCAUUCUCUGAAGGUACAGGCUCCACCUUUGAUCACUCACUGAAGGAGAAGGCCCCUUAUACUAUUCGGAACGCACUGGGCAUCCCUCUAAUUUUGCAGCAUAGUGCCAACCUGCAGCUGGUGGACUCAUCAAUGAAGGGCAAGCUCCAUGAAGUGGCAGUGGAUCAAAGCGUGGACCUGGAACACUCAAUGAGUCAACGCUCCUCCAGGGGCAGGCUGUCUGCCCUGCAACGCCAAGAGAGCUGCGUUUUUAACCUCAGCAUUGUGCCUACCGGCUACAGUGAGAUCUCCAAUCUUGCUUUGGAUAAGCCAGGUCGCAGGCUGUAUAACAUCCGGGGUCCCAUGCUGCAGGAGGCAGUGUCUGUGCUACUACAGAUAGAUGCCUCAGAGGGUAACAAGGUCAUCACCGUCCGUUCUCCACUGCAGAUAAAAAACCAUUUCACCGUGCCGUUCACCGUUCUGAAAUACUGCCCAACAUCCAGGAGCCUGGUGAAGAUAGGAAUGGCUAAACCUGAAAAGGAAUUUCAUAUAGCCUUGGAAACUUACAGAUGCCAGCUGUUUCUGCAACCAGCGGGUCAUUUGGAGGGUCAGUAUGGACCCUCAACCACCUGCAUAGCAUGGAAAGAGCAGGUGCACUGCAGUGCUGAGGUGCGUUCCCUGCUCCAGUGCCUGUCGGCAGAUAGCAGCUUCCUGCCACUGAUGGUGACCACGGUGGCAGUGCCAGAUGACUUGCAGCACAUCGCCAGCCAUGGAGAGGAGGAGUGGGACCCAGCCUACAUCAUCCACCUGCACCCAGUGACCACCCUGCGCAACCUGUUGCCCUACACCAUCCGGUACCUCCUUGAGGGAUCAGCAGAGUUCCAUGAGCUUCAGGAAGGCAAUACGUCUGACAUCCUCAACGCUCGCAUCAGGGGCGAGAUCAUGGAGAUGGUGCUCAUCAAGUAUCAGGGCCGUGACUGGCACAGUCAUAUGCGCAUCGCCCAAGACAUGCCUGAGUUCUACCCUUUGUUCUUUGCUUGUGACACCGACCCCAAGCUCACUGUAGAUGUGAGUGUACAUGUGGCGCAGGUGCAGGGCCGCCUGAUGCUUUCUGUCUUCAGCCCCUACUGGAUCAUCAACAAGACAUCUCGCGUGCUGCAGUACAGGGCUGAGGACAUCUCGGUCAAACACCCCUCUGACUAUAGAGAUGUCAUCCUCUUCUCUUUCAAGAGGAAGAACAUCUUCAGCAAGAACAAGCUUCAGCUCUGUGUGUCCACAAGCUCAUGGUCAGAUGGUUUCUCUCUGGACACAGUUGGGAGCUAUGGGUGUGUAAGGUGUCCUGCAAACACCAUGGACUAUCUGGUUGGAGUGAGCAUCCAGAUGAGCAGUUUCAACCUGACAAGGAUUGUCACCAUGAGUCCUUUCUACACACUGGUCAACAAGUCUUCAUAUGAGCUGGAAGUUGGGGAGGUUCACAAUGGCCAAGGCUCUGUCAACAUCAAGUGGCAUUACAUCUCUUCCAAAGAGUGUCUGCCCCUGUGGCCAGAGAGCAGCACAGGGAAGCUGUGUGUCCGGGUGGUUGGCUCUGAAUCCAGCUCCAAGUCCUUCUUCUUCAACAAGCAGGAUAAUGGCACUUUACUGGGCAUGGAUGUGUACGGAGGCGUCAUAGUAGAUGUGAACAUCGCAGACCACUCCACUGUGAUCAGUUUCACUGACUACUAUGAAGGAGCCGCUCCUGCCCUCAUUGUUAAUCACACCCCCUGGGUCAACAUCAGUUACAAACAGAGUGGAUCACCGGUCAGUCGAGAAUUGAGUCCAGGUCAGGCCCAGCGGUUUGCCUGGGAUGACCCUGCAGGUGUCCGUAAGCUUAGCUGGAGCUGUCUUGAACAUUCUGGGCAGCUGGACCUGGUCAAGGAUGAGUGUGGUCAGUUUGCAUAUGAUGGCCUAUCCCAGGUCCACUGGGUGUCCUUUCUGGAUGGGCGCCAGCGGGUGCUGCUCUUCACCGAGGAUGUGGCGGUGGUGAGCAAGGCGAGGCAAGCUGAGGAAAUGGAACAGUUCCAACAGGAGGUCAACGUGUCGCUGCAGAACCUGGGCCUGUCGCUCAUCAACAAUGAUAACCAGCAAGAGAUUGCUUAUGUUGGCAUCACCAGCUCUGGCGUGGUGUGGGAAAUGAAGCCAAAGAACCGCUGGAAGCCAUUCAACCAGAAGAAUAUCAACCUGCUAGAGAAGGCCUACCAGAACCACCUGGCUGGGAAGAGUGAACCAGGCUGGGUCAAACUGGAGACCAACAUAGAGGUGAACUUCGGAAGGGUCCCUGCGAUGAUGCGUCAGCCCUUUUUCUGUCCCGUGAGGCGGAACUUCCUGUCUGGGAUCCAAGUGGAGUUCAAACAGUCCCCUCAUCAGAGGAGCCUCCGGGCUCAGCUUCACUGGCUACAGGUGGACAACCAGCUCCCUGGUGCUAUAUUCCCCAUAGUGUUCCACCCAGUGCCCCCUCCAAAGUCAAUCGCCAUGGACUCAGAGCCAAAGCCAUUUAUUGAUGUCUCCAUCAUCACAAGGUUCAAUGAACACAGCCAAGUCAUGCAGUUUAAGUAUUUCAUGGCUCUGGUGCAGGAAAUGGCUGUGAAAAUAGACAAGGAUUUUCUGGGAGCAAUCGUAGCUCUGUCCACUCCCGCUACUGAUCCCAAGGCUGACAAACAAAAAAACAAGUUGAUAGAGAGAGACCUGGAGAUGCUGCAGGCAGAGCUGAUGGAGGUGUCAAUGACAGACACAUCAGGCCUCAGCUUCUUUGAACACUUUCACAUCUCCCCAAUCAAGCUGCAUCUGAGCCUCUCUCUGGGUUCCAGCGGUGAUGAAUCGGGCCAACAGGAAAUGGUUGCCAUCCAGUCACUCAACUUGCUGCUGAAGAGCAUCGGCGCCUCACUUACUGAUGUAGAUGACCUCAUCUUCAAACUGGCCUUCUUUGAGGUGAAGUACCAGUUCUACAGGAGGGAGAAGCUUAUGUGGGCAGUGAUUCGACAUUAUAGCGAACAGUUCCUGAAGCAGAUGUAUGUGCUGGUUCUGGGUUUGGAUGUGUUGGGAAACCCAUUCGGACUGAUCCGAGGCCUGUCUGAAGGAGUAGAGGCUUUCUUUUAUGAACCAUUCCAGGGUGCUGUACAAGGACCUGAGGAGUUUGCAGAAGGCUUUGUUAUUGGAGUCCGCAGUCUACUAGGUCACACAGUCGGUGGAGCUGCAGGUAUGGUGUCCAGGAUCACUGGCUCAGUGGGGAAAGGCCUGGCAGCCAUCACUAUGGACAAGGAGUACCAGCAGAAACGCAGGGAAGAGAUGAACCGACCGCCCAAAGACUUUGGAGAGAGUCUGGCCAAAGGAGGGAAAGGCUUUCUCAAGGGUGUUGUUGGGGGAGUUACAGGCAUCGUGACCAAACCUGUGGAGGGGGCUAAGAAAGAGGGCGCCGCUGGCUUCUUCAAAGGCAUUGGGAAGGGUUUGGUGGGUGUGGUUGCCAGGCCCACAGGAGGCAUUGUGGAUAUGGCUAGUAGCACCUUCCAAGGUAUCCAGAGAGUGGCAGAGUCGACAGAGGAGGUGACUAAGCUGCGGCCAGUUAGGCUGAUCAGGGAGGAUGGCAUCAUCAGACCCUAUGACCAGACAGAGUCCCAAGGCUACGACCUAUUCCAGCGGUCAGAGAUCACACAGCUGGAAGGGGAAGUGUUCAGGGACCACUGCGAGUAUCCUGGACACAGAAAGACUAACAUUAUCAUCACCAACAGGAGGGUGAUGUGUGUGAAGGAGAUUGACUUUGUUGGGCAUUUCAACAAAGAGUGGGAAUGUUUGUUUGAGAAUUUCUACAGACCGCCAACCGUGUCAGGAGCAGAACUGAACAUCCACUGCAAGGAACAGUCUAAACUAAAGUUUCCAAAGCGAGAUGGCCAGGAGUCAGUGAAAGUAGUCAACCUUAAGACCCCAGUCUUGGCCCAGAGACUGCAGGAGGCCAUAGAGCAGGCCCGGGUGGCACGGCAGCAACACAAGAUGGUGAGGCAGAAAUCUCAGCGUUUCCUCAAACCGACCAAUCAGCCAUGACCAAGCCACUGUACCUCAGGGAGGAUCUCUGCGUCAGAGCUUCUCGUGUUGUUAAAUGGGGAACUGUCAUUUAAAGGAUCUCUAUUUUUAAGAUGUCUUGAUGUGAAAAGGGUCAGAACCUGUGCACUUGCUUCCUAAACUUAACUACCUACCACCUCCCGGGACCACUUGGAGAGCUGUAUGCACCUGUGGCUCUGUAAGGCACCUUAAAUAAAAGCCUCCACCAAAGGACAUGUGGAAAUGUUUCGCCAUAAAUUAAAUCAGCCAAGUAAUCUGGUCUUUGAAGGACUUGUUCCAUCCAUGAGUUGAAUAGGAUUCAAUAUUUGUCCACCGGCCAUGGGGUACAUCCCAAAUGUAACUGUCCACUGUGUGUAAACAGGUAGAUUAUGAAUGUUUGGUUACCUGCCAUAGUGGUUGGUAGACUUGAUGUACCAUUCACACACAUUGUGAACCAACAUUCACUUGGUGUCUGAUGGUCUGUAAAACCCUUCAUAUUGCACUUCCCUGGGACUCAGCGAGACGCACUUGCACUAAGAUGUAAAGCCUUAUGUUCAUGUUUACCAUAUAUGAACAUGAAGCUCAGCGCACAAUGAAAACUCUGUGUCGUUGUGUAAUUAGACUUAGAAGGAAAAAUUAAAGCUAUGUAACGUUUUUCAUUUUGGCUACUGACAACCUUAAAGAAUCUAAAAAGAAUGUAAGUUUAUUUUUACAGUACUAAGUACUUGUAAGCUUAGAAAAUAUAGCAAAUAACUUGUGAAGGUUUGUAGUGGAUUUAAAUCGACUAUGAAAUUCGGGUUCGUGUAGUUGGUGAAACCGUAGUAUAAUAAGAUAGUGCAGUAGUAUGUAAAUGAAUUUUGUAGUACACAGAAAACAAAAAACUAAAUGCAAGGACAGCUGUAUAAUGUCUCAUGUCAGAUCCUUUACAAAUUGGCAUUUGCUUGUAUUACUCAUGAACAGCUUAAGCAUUAUGUGCACAAAUACUAACCCUUGAUCAAACUCGGUCCAGUGAAGGCUUUCCUCUCAAAUGGAAAGUCACUGGUUUGAAAUGAGAAAACAUGUGCCUGCUGUCUGGCCGUGUUGUAAUGCACGUGUUGGACGUAUUCUGCUUAAUGCACCGAGAGUGCAUGCAAAACUAAACCAAAUUGUUAUUUUCACCAGUUUUUCUGCUAUCUCACUGAUGUUUGUGUAAGGUCAACAUUUGACGAGUGAAUCAAAAGAAUGAAAAUGGUCCCAGUGGAAGUCGAUGUGGUGGUACUCGUACAUUAAGGCUCAGGUUCUUUACAGCAGCGUAAAUGUAUUGCACAUAAAGUGUGAUGCUGGCGUACAUUAUUACAUGUGCUGUGAGUGCUAUCGUCCAGUCAGGGCUCAAAAUACCCGUUCUUUGCUAAUCCUAGAGUAUUUACUGCUCUUAUACCUGUGCAACAGGUGGUUUUACUGAUGAGAUCUAAUAUGCUGAAGACGUUUUCCAACCGUGUUGAUCUUUUCCCGGGGACAACUCUUGUGUUCAUGAGAAAUGUCAUCACCAGCUCCAAGGUUAUUUUUUUCUUUUAUUUUUGUGUGUUCAUGUCACAUUGAGGAGCAAUUUUACAUCUGUCUAUAACCGUUAAAAAACAGCAAAGGUUAGUAAUACACAGCUGUGCUUCAUGCCUUUUGUCCCACUGUAACGGCCUUAAUAACAAUAAAAGAUCGCUCUUUUGGAUAUAUUGAUUCUCCAUUAAAAAUAUACGAGAGGAAAAAGCGAGCAAUCUCAAGAAAUUUUUAUUUUAACGAAGACAUCUUUGAAUGAAAUGUUUGUUUUUUCCCCACUACUGAUUGUUUAGCAAACUGCUAAGUGAAUGUUGCUGAAAGGAAAUGGACAUCAGUAAUGGAAAGCUGUACAUCAGGUUUUUGGUGCAGUGGAGUUUAGAGCAUAUGUUUCAGCUCCCUUUGUUAUGUAACCAGUGUGAUUUUCUAUAAAAGUCUGCAUUUUAUAAAGUAAA
Molecule: messenger RNA, 13289 nt
Organism: Lampris incognitus (smalleye Pacific opah)
Lineage: Eukaryota; Metazoa; Chordata; Actinopteri; Lampriformes; Lampridae
Gene: vps13c
Product: vacuolar protein sorting 13 homolog C
Exons: 86
Coding region: 112-11310 (3732 amino acids)
Biological process (GO): protein targeting to vacuole; protein retention in Golgi apparatus; mitochondrion organization
Cellular component (GO): extrinsic component of membrane
Source: RefSeq, a predicted model, not a curated record